This is a messenger RNA of Anthostomella pinea, 333 nucleotides long. The record is from the annotation of a GenBank genome assembly. NCBI's taxonomy places the organism in Eukaryota, Fungi, Ascomycota, Sordariomycetes, Xylariales, Xylariaceae.
AUGAACAGCAUCACAAGCGUCGGUCCAUCACGACCCAGGAGCAUUCUGAAGAAGCGCAGCUCCGUCGGCCUAGACGUCCGAACCCGGUCACCAUCACCCUCAUCACCGCCGUCUUCACCGUCUUCGAUAGCCCGAAAGAGCGCCGCUUUCGACGAGGUGGCCCGAGACAUCAUGACCGGUGCCGAGGUACCGCAGAGCCCCAUGUCCGGGCGCGAGUACCGUGCUUGGCAUAAGGGGUACCGUCAGGCAGUCGGCAAGGCCCUUCUCCUCGCCCGGAUUGAGGGCAUGUACGAAGAAGUGGUGCGUCGGGUCGAUGUGAGGGAGGAAUCUUGA